GAAAGAAAAAAGAGAAUAUAAUUGGUUUUUGUUUUCACUGCCAUGGAGAAAAUGGAAACACCCCACAUAGCCAUUCUGCCCAGUCCUGGGAUGGGUCACCUGAUUCCACUCGUUGAGUUCGCUAAGCGAUUUGUUCAACAACACAACUUCACUGUCACCUUUGUUAUCCCCACCGGCGUUUCUCCAACUAAAGCUCAAAGAUCAGCUCUGGAUUCCCUUCCGAGCUCUAUAGAUUAUGUUUUUCUUCCUCCUGUUAACUUGUGUGACCUGCCUGAAGACGCGAAAAUCGAAACGGUGAUUUCUUUGACGGUGGCUCGGUCUCUGUCUUUCCUUCGGGAUACUUUGAAGUUACUGGUUGUAAAGACGAAAAUCGUCGGCUUGGUGGUUGAUCUUUUCGGGACCGACGCAUUUGAUGUUGCCAGAGAAUUCAACCUCUUGCCGUACAUCUUUUUCCCGUCUACAGCCAUGGCUCUGUCUUUGUUUCUUCACCUGCCGAAGCUUGACCCGAUGGUUUCGUGCGAGUACAGGGACCUACCAGAAGUAAGAAUUCCGGGGUGUAUACCCAUUAAAGGCAAAGAAUUGUUGGACCCGGUUCAAGAUAGGAAAAAUGAUGCUUACAAAUGGGUUCUUCAUCAUGCAAAGAGGUAUAGAUUGGCCGAAGGAAUUAUGGUGAACAGUUUCGUGGACUUGGAAGGAGGAGCUUUAAAGGCUUUGCAAGAGAAAGAGCCCGGUAAGCCUCCGGUUUACCCGGUUGGUCCACUUGUUAACGUUGAUCCAAGUAAUAAAGCUGACGGGUGUGAUUGUUUAAAGUGGCUAGAUGAUCAGCCACAUGGGUCGGUUUUGUACGUCUCGUUCGGAAGCGGUGGAACCUUGUCAUCGGUCCAGCUAAACGAGUUGGCCAUGGGGUUGGAAAUGAGCGAGCAACGAUUUUUGUGGGUUGUAAGAAGCCCGAAUGAUAUAGUCGCUAAUGCCACAUUUUUCAGCGUGGAAAGCCAGAAUGACCCUUUCGAUUUUCUACCAAAGGGGUUCCUGGAGAGGACUAAAGGCAGGGGUCUACUGGUGCCAUCGUGGGCACCACAGAGUCAAGUGCUGAGCCACGGCUCGACUGGUGGGUUCUUGACCCAUUGCGGAUGGAAUUCAAUUCUGGAAAGCGUUGUUUACGGCGUGCCUUUAAUCGCAUGGCCACUCUACGCCGAACAAAAAAUGAACGCCGUGAUGCUAACCGAAGACAUCCGAGUGGCGUUGAGACCUAAAUCCGACGAAAACAGCUUAAUUUCCCGAGACGAGAUCGCGAAGACCGUCAAGGGUCUAAUGGAAGGCGAAGAAGGGAAAGGCGUUAGAAAUAGAAUGAAGGACCUGAAGGAAGCUGCCCUAAAGGCACUCUCCCAAAAUGGGUCUUCCACAAACGCACUCUCUGAGGUCGCUACAAAGUGGAGGAAUCAAACUCCCCUCUAAACCCAAUCUUAUCCUUUCUUUUUCCCUUUUUUUAAUUUCAGCCUUUAAGUUAGUGCAAUCUUAGCUUUUGUAUGUUCUAUAUGGAUUAUUUUCCCAUUCUCUUUGUAAAUGGUGCAGGCAAUAUAUGUUUAAAUGCCAGAAUUUCUUGGGAGUUUUUGUGC
Hibiscus syriacus is the source of this 1616-nucleotide messenger RNA. Its product is annotated as hydroquinone glucosyltransferase-like. Gene Ontology annotation, molecular function: UDP-glycosyltransferase activity. Lineage: Eukaryota; Viridiplantae; Streptophyta; Magnoliopsida; Malvales; Malvaceae. The transcript is spliced from 2 exons. The coding region runs from base 43 to 1455 and encodes 470 amino acids. The record is from RefSeq and is a predicted model, not a curated record.